Molecule: messenger RNA, 1209 nt
Organism: Plutella xylostella (diamondback moth)
Lineage: Eukaryota; Metazoa; Arthropoda; Insecta; Lepidoptera; Plutellidae
Source: RefSeq, a predicted model, not a curated record
AAAUUAAUACGUUUAGGCCAGCUGUCAGCCCAGUUUUCUCAAGCAGAUUUAUUAUAGAAAUUAUUAUAUCUAAAGCAGAUGGUACAUAUUCAAAAUUAAACGUGCCUUAAUAUAAUGAGUGACUUAGGUAGGCUUGAGUAACGAGUGAGCAAUAACAGGGAGGUAUCUUAAUACGUUCUUAUACCUAAAAUGCUAAAGAUUUAUGUUUUUGUAUAUUUCUCAAUUUAUCCUGGUAUUCUUGGCUUCUUCUAUCAGUCGGAGAAUAUUCUAGAUGCGAUCAACUACUGUGCAAUGCCGUGCAACGGGAGCUAUACCUCAGAACACACUUUUUGUCUUUAUCCCCGCUACCAGCCCAGCACAUCGUGUUCGGGCAUGGUGGACGCCAGGCUAAGUGCUGCGGAGAAGCGAGGCAUCGUGGGGAGACUCAACAAGCGACGGAGCGAGGUGGCGCGGGGGCUGCUGUCUGGGUUCCCGCCGGCGGCCAAUAUGAUGAAGAUGAGAUGGGUUGACGACCUGGCGUUAGAAGCUCAGAGGUGGGCGGAGCAGUGCCUCCCGAUCAGUAAAGUGGAACAGCACGACUCAUGUCGGGAUCUGUAUUCAGUAACAGUAGGUCAGUGCAUAGCGACAGUGGUGGGCGACGCGCCGGGACUCAAACCCGAGACUUUGCUCGACAUGUGGUACAUACAGCGACUGCACUACAAGUGGAAUGCCUCCAUGACCUCACACAAAAAGAAUCUCCACCUCUACGGAGAUUUUGAGCAGAUGUUAAAUGCUGAUUCUUUUAUGGUUGGGUGCGGAAGGAUUCGGUUUAAGUCUCUCUGGCAAGGUCAGCAGCGCCGAGUGGAGCGUCUGGUCUGCAACUUUGCCCCCCGCGGCCCCACGCCCGAGUACAACCCGUGGGCCGCCGGGCCCCCCGCUUCAGCCUGCCCUGACUACGCGAGAGCUGAUACGGAGUUCCCGGACUUGUGUGCUUUGCCGGAUUCCACAGACCAGUACUACAGUGGCUUGCAAACCACCUCGCCAGUGCUUCACACGCUGGAGCAGGGCAUCCUGGUGGUGACUCUCCUGGAGCUGGCGAACAACUCAGCGCUGCGGCGGCCCGGAGGUCUGGACAGCUUCUACCUCGCAACCAUGGGAAAGGUGGACCCGGCUGUCACCAAGCCGUACCCUUAUGUGCCAGGGUUUUUGAGGGACCUUGAGGAUGGUUAG